AGGGCAUCGCCCCCAACGCGAUCUCGCUGCUGGGCGUGAUGAACUCGUGCAGCCAUCUGGGCCUCGUGGACGAGGGCGUGAGGAUCUUCGCGUCGUUGCAAUGGGACCUCGCGAUCGCGCCGAUGAAGGAGCACUACUGCUGCGUGAUCGAUCUUCUCGGGAGGUCCGGGGAUGUGGAGGCCGCGGGGGAGCUGAGCGGUGCCAUGCCCAGCGGUGGCGACGUGGUGGCGUGGAUCACGGUGCUGGCUUCGCGCAGCGUCCAGCGCGGUGACCACGAGAGGAUCGAAUGCGCCGCGCUCAUGGAACGAGCAAGGAGUUUAAAUGGUUUAAGCAGGAAGUAGGGUGUUUUAUAGCAUGACAAAGAGAGGUUUUAGCGAGGAAGAAGAGGAAGAACGUCUCAAGCUCCCCAAGCUGGCUAUGGAUGUUCCGGGCAUCCAGCGCUACUUGGUGGGCAUUGAGUACAUUGGCACUCGCUUCUCCGGAUGGCAAAGGCAAGAAGGAGUCCGCACGGUGCAGGGAACGCUCGAGGAUGCGUUUUCUAGCUUCAUGGGUCAAUCGGUGUCGACCACUGGUUCCAGCAGAACUGAUGCUGGAGUUCAUGCUCUUCGGAAUGUCUUCCAUGUUGAUCUUGCUCGAACCAGCAAAAGAAAGCCUGGUGAAUUGCUGGCUCCUCAUCCUCCCGACGUGAUUGUUCGGGCCGUGAACCAUUUCUUACAGAGGGAGUCAGCUGAUGUUCAGGUGGUGGAUGCUAGAUUUGUGCCUCCGGACUUUCACGCUCGAUUCCGCGCGAAAGAACGCACGUACUACUAUCGGAUCCUCGCCGGAAGCUGUCGGGCUUCUCUGUUCGAAAGAGACCGUGCCUGGCAUGUCGAGGAACCUUUGAACCUCAUAGCAAUGCAGAGUGCCUGUCAAGUUCUUUUGGGAACGCACGAUUUUAGUUCCUUCAGAGCGUCUGGUUGCCAAGCAGCGUCUCCGGUCAAAACUUUGGAGGAGCUCUCAAUCCGCGAGACGGUCAGCUGGCCGCAUCUUCUAACUGGAUGCUCCUCAAACGCUCAAAGCUCCAAUCCAGAUCUGAAGUCAUACGUGGUGACAGCUCGAGCACAGUCGUUUCUAUACCACCAGGUGCGAUUGAUGGUAGGCACUCUCAAAGGUGUUGGAGCUGGAAAACGCACCGCUGAGGAUGUUCGUAAGAUUCUGGAAGGACGUUCAAUCUCGCUUGCACUUCCUAUGGCUCCAGCGUCGGGCCUCUUCCUUGCCGAUGUGAAGUAUGACAUGGAGGACACGGCGGGUCUGAGGACUCUCAGCGGCUGCGGUUCUCCCACAGUUUCAUGAUGAGAUUCUCGUUCGAGACGAAGUGGGAAGGCAUGAGUUGUAGCAUCCAUCCGCCAUUUUGCGAACCUUUGCACCAUGAGUUCAUCAUCUUUCAAAUCGAGCUUUUUAGAAAAGAAAGCGUAUUGACUGAGCUGGUGUUACUGGUGAGCGUGGGAAUCUGCGGCCGUAAUGGACGAGAGGAGUACAGAGAAGCAAGAAAACAAAACAAAACGGGAGCGGCCCAUGUCCGCAAAGAAACAGAUAGUUUGGAAGCACAGGGAUUACAUGGA
Selaginella moellendorffii is the source of this 1601-nucleotide messenger RNA. Its product is annotated as tRNA pseudouridine synthase A. The transcript is spliced from 11 exons. The record is from RefSeq and is a predicted model, not a curated record. Lineage: Eukaryota; Viridiplantae; Streptophyta; Lycopodiopsida; Selaginellales; Selaginellaceae. Gene Ontology annotation, biological process: tRNA pseudouridine synthesis. The coding region runs from base 355 to 1332 and encodes 325 amino acids. Gene Ontology annotation, molecular function: RNA binding; pseudouridine synthase activity.